AAUUCCAUUUUUAAAUAUUCCGCAUAUACAUUUGCGGCGGCGGAGAGGUGGCGAUUAAAUUCUUUCCCCGGUGGAAUCAUUUCUUCUUCAUCAGAAAUCCUGAAAUACGGGAAAUUGGGGGGAAUCCUCAUUUGAUUCCGAGAAUAGUGGAAACCCUAGGUUAGAAGAUGUCGGGUAUGGGAGACGGGUAUGUGGGCACAGCCCAAGAUGCGGUCCGAAUCCGAAGGUUGGAGAAGCAGAGGGAAGCUGAGAGGAAAAAGAUUCAAGAGCUCAAGACCAAAACGGCUUCUUCCAAAGGCCAACCGGGUUUACUCCAAUUCGGUUCCAGCACUUCUGAGAUUCUUGAGACUGCAUUCAAGAAGGAAACUGUUGGUUUGGUUUCCAGGGAUGAGUAUGUUGAAAAGAGAGUGAACAUUAGGACCAAGAUUGAAGAGGAAGAGAAGGAGAAGCUUCAGAAGUUGCAACAGGAAGAGGAGGAACUUCAGUUACAAAAGCUUAAGAAAAGGAAAGUGAAGGUGGACCCUCGUUUGUCUUUUUGCGACGACAUUGAGAACAACGAAGAUGAAGAAAAUGAUGGAGCUAAAGAAAAACCUAGGCUUGGCCGUUGGAAAUUCGCUAAGGACCCAACCGUAGAAACUAGUUUUCUGCCUGACAGUGAGAGGGAGGCUGAGGAACAAGCUGAGCGUGAAAGGUUAAGAAAGCAAUGGCUUCUUGAGCAAGCACGUAUCAAAAAUGAGCCUCUUCAAAUUACUUACAGUUACUGGGAUGGGACAGGCCAUAGAAGGGUUAUCCAGGUACGCAAAGGGGACUCGAUAGGAGAAUUUCUUCGGGCUGUUCAACAGCAACUUGCGCCGGAGUUCCGGGAGGUUCGAACAACAUCUGUGGAGAAUCUGCUAUAUGUGAAAGAAGAUCUCAUUAUUCCUCAUGUAAUGAUUGGACCUCUUUAUUAUGUGAAAUUGUUAUAUUUAAUUUGGAUUAAAUUAUUUUAUCCUGUAUGCUUUUUCAGCAACACAGUUUCUAUGAGCUGAUAGUUAACAAGGCCAGGGGAAAGAGUGGACCGCUUUUUCACUUCGAUGUGCAUGAAGAUGUCCGGACAAUUGCUGAUGCUACAAUUGAAAAAGAUGAGUCCCAUGCUGGAAAAGUUGUUGAAAGGCACUGGUAUGAGAAGAAUAAGCAUAUAUUUCCUGCUUCUCGAUGGGAGGUAUCUCUUUCUUUGUGCCUUUUUGUUUGUAUGUCUUUGUGAUACUCUUAUGAUAAAGAGCCCUAGAAAGAACACCUCCCCCAAAUUUCUCCUGGGUUUCCAAGUUCUGUAGUGCGAAUUGUGCUUCAUGCUAUUGUGACAGGCGGCAUUGUUAAAGUUCAGGCCGGAAAUGGGGUUUUUUAUUGGUGGGGAGUUCUAACUUUGAUUUCUCCUUUUUGGGUUGGUCUUUUGUUUCGCAGAUAUAUGAUCCAACGAAGAAGUGGGAAAGGUACACAAUCCAUGGGGACUAAGCAGAAGAUUGAUUUUGCAGUUUAUUAGUUAGAAUUUACAAUGAGUUCAAUUGGAACUUUGGCUGUAGAUUACGAUCUCUUGUUAUUGAGAGAACUAUGAUGUAGAAGACUUGUGUGGAUGUUUGGUUUCUCUUGUUGAUCUGGAUUUGAAAGGAAUAUUUGCUUUGUUUAGGGGCUGUUUUAACUACAAGAGGAAAACUGUUCCUAACAAGUUUGUAACCAUCGUUUCAAAUUGUGGGGCAACUAAUCCUAGACAGGGAUAAUACAGACACUAUCUUCUGUCGCAGACAACCAAGUUAUAUAUUGCGAUUUCUUAUUAAAAGACUCCU
Oldenlandia corymbosa var. corymbosa is the source of this 1820-nucleotide messenger RNA. NCBI's taxonomy places the organism in Eukaryota, Viridiplantae, Streptophyta, Magnoliopsida, Gentianales, Rubiaceae. The record is from the annotation of a GenBank genome assembly.